AUGGGAUCGCUCGACUCAUCGUCACUCAUAACGGGCCUCGCCCACGUCAACCUCACCGUCCCGGCCGGCACGCUCGAGCAAGCCAACGAAUUCUACGGGACGACCAUGGGCCUCACGCCGCGGGCGGUCCCGCAAUUGCAAAAGGGCACUUUGGCGUGGUUCGACAUUGGGUCCUCGGGCCAGCAAGUGCACGUCGCGUUUGGCGCGCCCUCGGAUUUCGAGAAGCGGUCGUCGCGGCAUCCGUGCUUUCGGCUGGCGUCCCCGGAGGCGCUUCUGCAGCUGAGGCAGAGGAUCUGGGAGCAUUUCGUGCGAGGCGGCGAGGCGGCGCCGACCGAGGCGGAUAAGCCUGGAGAUGUCAAUUCUGGUGAGCCUCCUCUUUAUGAUUUCUUUGCCUAUCUGUUGUCAAGUCGGGCGGGAGAAAAAACGAAAAAGGGAAUUACAUACCCAUGCAUUCAGGAAUAUGCUGUGAAACUAACUAAUGCGGCUGGUCUGUGUGAAAAAGGAUCCCAAGGCGUGGAGUAUCCCCAACGGUUUUUCGCCAGAGACUACGCCGGGAACAGGCUCGAGUUCAGCCUGUAG
Messenger RNA from Fonsecaea nubica, 579 nucleotides. RefSeq lists its product as hypothetical. The record is from RefSeq and is a predicted model, not a curated record. Lineage: Eukaryota; Fungi; Ascomycota; Eurotiomycetes; Chaetothyriales; Herpotrichiellaceae. The transcript has a single exon. The coding region runs from base 1 to 579 and encodes 192 amino acids.